AGUGUCAACUUUCUUAAGAACCUCAAUAUCAUUCCUCUCGUUCAUUUCUUACCCAGUUCCCCAGAAUAGCAUUUUUCAAAAUGACAGACGCAAUCAUUGCCAGCUUUCCCCCUCUCGCAGAGAGACCCAUCAAAAACACCAUCUGUCUCUUUGAUGUUGAUGGAACUCUCUCGCCUGCGCGGUUGGUACGUUACUCCCAACUUCUCUAUAUCCUUUGCUAUGUCUCAAUUAACUUUGAAACCAUAGUCCGCUUCCGCUGAAAUGCUCUCCCUUCUUGCUGCCCUCCGCCAAAAAUGCGCCAUCGGGUAUGUAGGUGGCAGCGACAUGGCCAAGCAACAAGAACAACUCGGCACAGCUGAGAUACCCGUUACUUCGCUCUUCGAUUUCUGCUUCGCCGAAAACGGUCUCACAGCUUUCAAGAGCGGUGUUCCCAUUCAAUCGAAUAGCUUCAUUAAAUGGAUCGGGGAGACUCAAUACAAGGAGUUGGUUAAAUUCAUCUUGCAUUAUGUGGCGGAUUUGGAUAUUCCAGUAAAGAGAGGAACAUUCAUUGAAUUCAGAAAUGGCAUGAUCAAUGUUAGUCCAAUCGGCAGAAAUGCUAGUGUUGUGGAGAGAAAUGAGUAUGAGGUUUAUGAUAAGGAGCAUCAUAUUAGAGAGAAGUUUAUCGAGGCUUUGAAAGAGAAGUUCACUGGUUUGGACUUGACGUGAGUUUAACUGGAGAUUCUAGAAUACAUAGGAUGGACCAGGCUAAUAUUUUGCAUACAGCUACUCAAUCGGUGGUCAAAUUUCCUUCGAUGUCUUCCCUACUGGUUGGGACAAGACAUACUGUCUUCAACAUCUUGAGAAUGAUGCGAAACGCCCAGGUGGUAUCGAGUAUACGACUAUUCAUUUCUUUGGAGAUAAAACUUAUAAGGGAGGAAAUGAUUUUGAGAUCUAUGAGGACAAGAGGACAAUUGGUCACAGCGUGAAGAAUCCAGAUGAUACCAUGAGGGAUAUUAGACAGCUUUUUGAUCUUUAAGUUCAUAAUAUUCUAAUAACAGAUAUAUACAUUAAUACAUAGGGAGCAUAGGAAAAUUUGGAAAGGUUUUACAGUAGUUCACUGCCUAUCGCUGGUGACCAUCUC
Molecule: messenger RNA, 1120 nt
Organism: Sclerotinia trifoliorum
Lineage: Eukaryota; Fungi; Ascomycota; Leotiomycetes; Helotiales; Sclerotiniaceae
Source: the annotation of a GenBank genome assembly